CUCCAGGCAGCGCGCCGCUGAGCUGACGGCUCGCGUUAAGCGUGCGGAGCAGAAGUGCGUCAAGCUCAUGAGGUACCUGCCCCGCUUCUGCGCGAAGACGCGGCGGUGCUGGCGUCGGCAGGUCCUCUCCGGUCGCGCUACCAGCAUGUCCACGGAUGGCGGCUUCGGCACGGCUGGCAAUAGUGAUGCCCAGCAAAGCCUCCAGUCCUUCUGGCCGCGGGUGAUGGAGGAGAUACGCAACCUCACGGUGAAAGACUUCAGGGUCCAAGAACUCCCUCUGGCUCGCAUUAAGAAGAUAAUGAAACUAGAUGAGGAUGUGAAGAUGAUUAGUGCGGAAGCUCCCGUGUUGUUCGCCAAAGCAGCUCAGAUCUUCAUAGCAGAACUGACUCUGCGAGCCUGGAUACACACAGAGGAUAACAAGCGCAGGACUCUGCAGAGGAAUGACAUUGCCAUGGCGAUUACGAAGUUCGAUCAGUUUGACUUCCUUAUCGAUAUUGUUCCAAGAGAUGAACUGAAGCCUCCGAAGCGGCAGGAAGAGGUGCGUCAGGCUGUGACCCCCGCCGAGCCCGUACAGUAUUACUUCACGCUUGCUCAGCAGCCUGCCGCAGUGCAGGUUCAGGGCCAGCAGCAAGGCCAGCAGACCACCACGUCGACCACCACGAUCCAGCCAGGACAGAUCAUCAUCGCCCAGCCGCAGCAAGGGCAGGUGGGAGAAGGGCAGCAGGUGCAGAUCGUGCAGGCCCAGCCGCAAGGACAGGCGCAGCAGGCGCAGGGUGGGACCGGGCAGACCAUGCAAGUCAUGCAGCAGAUCAUCACCAACACCGGCGAAAUCCAGCAAAUACCGGUUCAGUUGAAUGCUGGCCAGCUGCAGUAUAUCCGCUUAGCCCAGCCUGUGUCAGGCACCCAGGUAGUCCAGGGGCAGAUCCAGACGCUUGCAACCAAUGCUCAGCAGAUAACGCAGACGGAAGUCCAGCAGGGCCAGCAGCAGUUCAGCCAGUUCACAGACGGGCAGCAGCUUUACCAGAUCCAGCAAGUGACCAUGCCAGCGGGCCAGGACAUCGCCCAGCCCAUGUUCAUCCAGUCCACCAACCAGACCUCCGACGGCCAAGCCACGCAGGUGACCGCUGACUGA
Messenger RNA from Eurypyga helias (sunbittern), 1132 nucleotides. It is a transcript of the gene NFYC, whose product is annotated as nuclear transcription factor Y, gamma. The annotation marks the transcript as partial. Gene Ontology annotation, cellular component: nucleus; CCAAT-binding factor complex. Gene Ontology annotation, biological process: regulation of DNA-templated transcription. NCBI's taxonomy places the organism in Eukaryota, Metazoa, Chordata, Aves, Eurypygiformes, Eurypygidae. Gene Ontology annotation, molecular function: DNA binding; protein heterodimerization activity; DNA-binding transcription activator activity, RNA polymerase II-specific. The transcript has 10 exons. The record is from RefSeq and is a predicted model, not a curated record.